CAGGGUUUAAUUAUUUUCAUUAAUCUAUAUAUCAGAUGUUUAUAAUGUAUUAUUUAAGAACAUUUAUUGAAACAUAGUUACAAAUGAAAACGAUCAUUUGAAUUAUCUGCUGAGAAGAAUUCUCUGUCUUUUCUGUUUGUUGCUUAUGCCUUGAGAACAUUCUAUUUCAAAAACCAGUGCCAUAGUUCUAUACAUCUUUACAUGUGGGUGGACACGAUUGGGUUAACGUGAGAAUGCGAAUCUUGAAGAAAAAGAGCCUGUGUCUUUAAAGUGGAUGUAGCAACAGAAGGAUUGCAGGGAGAACGCCAUUGGGGCGGCAGAUCACUUACUUCUGACGUUCCAAAGCCUCGGGGAGUUGGCUCAAGAUUGCUCGGCUUUGAUAAGGUCCUUGCAACUUAGUAGUAACUUUGCUUUCGCAAGUGUUGCCCAGAAAGCUCUUGUGCGCUGUACGACCAUUAUAUUUUUCCGACUAUCAAUACUCUUGGCUCCGAUUGGACACUAGAUGCACAUUAUUAACCAGCUAAGAGGAAUUGUAGCCAUUUGUGCCGCGUGAGAAGGCGCAUAGGAACAUUUUUUUUCUAUGUACCUUCCUGGACCAGUCUGUCGGCUGCUUACUUUGAAGACCGCUCUUAAACCCAGAGCUCAGUCCGUGCUGGAAGCGCCCAGAGGAGAGUUACCGUAUGGCGUGGCUGCUUAGCGCAGAGGAAAGGACUGGGGAAACUAUUCUUUAUUUGUAGAAUCAUUCAUGUUUUCACCCUUUAAUCUGUGUCAUCUCAAAACAGACCGGGUCGUCUGAACUGGAUACUGUGGAUUAAUUUUUUUGGUGAAAAAACUGUAGACUUUUGGAGUAUCUAAAACUCGUGGAUCGAUGAGAGAAGACGGGCAGACCGGCUCCCCUGCAGUUUUGAGAGAGAAAGAAAGGCGAUUGCAGUUGAGCACUGAGGAGGGAAACACAACGCAAGGCUGCCGAAUUCACAGCCAUGAGUAGGGCUCUCGCAGACCCCAUCGCCACCAGCUUCAGAGAGGAUGCUCCUCGCCCCCCCGUCCCGGGGGAAGAGGGCGAGACGAAAUGCUACAACCCCUGCAAGCUCGCCGUGAUGAAACUCAAGGAUACGGUUCAUUCCGCUGCAAAAGUCUCCCAUCCCGGCUCCGCGGCGAGGAGGGAUGAGGAUGGACUCGGGGAGCCGGAGGGAAGUGCCUCCCCGGAUUCGCCCCUCGCACGGUGGACCAAGUCUUUGCUCUCGCUUCUUGGUGACCAAGACGGUGCUCAACUUUUCCGGAGAUUUCUGGAGCGAGAGAAAUGUGUGGACACGCUAGACUUUUGGUUUGCCUGCAACGGCUUCAGGCAAAUGGACCUCAAGGAAACCAAAACGCACCGAGUGGCUAAAGCCAUUUACAAGCGAUACAUUGAAAACCACAGCGUGGUUGCCAAGCAGCUGAAGCCGGCGACCAAGACCUUUAUUCGGGAUAGCGUGAAGAGGCAACAAAUUGACUCAUCAAUGUUUGAUCAGGCACAGACGGAGAUUCAGACAGCGAUGGAGGAGAACGCUUACCAGAUGUUUCUCACCUCCGACAUCUACCUCGACUAUGUCCGGAGUGGGUGCGAGAACGCCGCUCACGGCAGCCCGGAUGGGUUGGGCAGCCUCAAACUUGUGUGCGGCUACUUACCCACCCUUAACGAGGAAGAGGAGUGGAGUUGCAGUGACUUCAAAGCCAAAGCCUUAGCCUCUAUGGUUGGACUGUCCGCGAAAGCCCUCCGGGCAGCUUCCUCUGUGAGGGCGGUGGAGGCGCUGGACAGAGGAUACAGGUCGUAUAGACGUGGGGAGUCGGCUAGUCCCUAUCACAUCAGCGCGGGUCUGGCCUUCGCUCCAGCCUCCAGUGCCAACGACAGUGAGAUCUCCAGCGAUGCCAUGACGGACGACUCCAUGUCCCUGGCAGACAGUGUGGAAGGGGUGUGUGUGCAGCAGCUGGGCUCCAGGAAGCAGCUGCAGCGGGAGAUGCAACGCAACAUGAGGAUCAACGGCCAGGUGUCCCUACCUCACUUUCCUAAGGGGCGGCGGGCACCACGUGAGAUGGGUCCAGCGGCGCCGGAGGAGUUUGCAGCCCAGCUGACGGCGCGUCUGGAGCGGCUGAAGAGGGAGCAGGACAGCAUGAGCUGUCUGGAGGAGAGACUGCAGCAGAUCCAGGAGGAGGAGGAGCGAGACGACACAGAGACAUCAUGUGGUGCCUCCACCCUCAGCCCCCACCCCCUGUCACUACCCUCCGCCUCCUCCUGUGACGAGGACGCGCAGGCCAUCCUGGACGAGCACCUGUCCCGCGUCCUCAAGACUCCCGGCUGCCAGUCGCCCCCGCGCUCCCGCUCCCCUGACCGCCACCGACCCCCCCUGCCCCGGGGCAAGGGCCCGUUCACCGCUGCCCCGCCGUUCGGCUGCUACGCUCCGAACUCCGGCGGAACUGGCGGCCACCACCACCACCAGACCACCUUCGUGUCGCGCCAGUCCACCCGGCACGUCCACCACCAUAUCCACCACCACCACAGCGGCACGGGAGGCGCCGGCUCGCCCCACUCCCGUGAGCAGCUGGAGGCGGAGGCGGCGCAGCGUGUGCAGGGUCUUUGCCGUGGAGCCCCCGGCCUGCUCCCACGCAGCCGAAGCCUGGGCCGUGAGCACCAGGGCGGGGGCAGCCCAACCACAGACCUGGCCCUGGGGCACUCGGGCAUCCUCUCCCAGCGGCUGUGGAAGUCUGGUGAAGAGGUCUCCUCAGAGGGCAGUGGGCCUGACGGCAUGCAGCUGCCCACCGACACCACCGACCGCUCACAGAACGUAUGGCAGUGGAUCAUGGAGAGCGGACGGCAGCCUCGGCACAAGUCUAACGGGGUUGUCCAGGGUGCCAGGCGGUGGCACAGCGCCGAGCCCUCCUCACGUACGCCCACCUGGGGAGGCGGUGGCAGCAGCGGGCACCUGCGCGCCCACCAGCCGGCCCACCCUUUCGUCCAGGACCCGGCCAUGCCCCCGCUGCCCCCUCCAAACACCCGGGCACAGCUGGAGGAGGCGUGCCGGCGGCUGGAGGAGGUGUCCAAGCCCCCCAAACAGAGGCACUCUCCAUCCAGCCUGCAGAGAGAGCAAGGCCCCGGGGCCCCCGUCCAGAAUGGCCCCUCCUCUCUGCUUGGCCCCGGCCUGCAGACCGAUGAGCUGAAGAAGCAGGCCGGUUGCCACGGCUCUCCGGGCGGCACCGAAACGGUGGUGACGUACUUCUUCUGCGGCGAGGAGAUCCCGUAUCGGCGCGUGAUGAAGACGCACAGCCUCACGCUCGGCCACUUCAAGGAGCAGCUCCGCAAGAAGGGCAACUACAGGUACUACUUCAAGAAGGCCAGCGAUGAGUUUGAGUGCGGCGCUGUCUUUGAGGAGGUGUGGGAGGACGCCAGCCUGCUGCCCAUGUACGAGGGCAAGAUCCUGGGGAAGGUGGAGAGGAUGGACUGAGCCACACUUCCAGAAGCUUCUCCCACUACACCCCACCCCCCCCACCCCCAUUCCAAAGCUGCUUACGCUCCUCUUUCAAACACCCGGGGAGGACAAUCCCCUCAAAGCUCACCCUGGACAUCUGCAGAGGAACCUCCACCCAGAACAGAGCAAGGAGCCUCUUAUGAGAUGGACCUUAUGAACGCUUCUUCCGGGAGGCUUUCAGGCUACUUGUGCAUUUUUCUCACCCAGACGACUUUUAUUCCGCAAAGCUAUUGAAGGAAUUCUAGCCAAUGAAGUAAUGAUGCAGGAAGGUGCCGGAAUGGGUGGCACGUCAAGCCGACGGACAUGCACCUGAUGGACAUGGAAAAGAGGCAGCCAGAGGGACACGAGAGGCUGUCCAGCAGGUCCGGGAGGCACACUCUCUGCCAGGCACCUCUCUAUGGGUGGGUUGUCUGGGUGUCAGUCUGUGAUCUGGAGUGCCUCCUGCCACAGGGACUGCGUGUCUGGACUGGGAGUCAAAGAUGAGGACUGUUGUUCCACAUCAGUUACCUGAGAUUGUGCUAUAGCAGUCAUAGAACUGGCUUGUUCUGAGACAUGCAAUCUAUCUACAAUGUUAGUGCUAAUUGUCAAUCCCUUAUUAUGUGUGUGUGUGUGUAUGUGUGUGUGAGAGAGAGAGAGAGCGUGUGUGUGUGGGUUUGUUAAAGGUCCUCAUAUGUUA
Clupea harengus (Atlantic herring) is the source of this 4179-nucleotide messenger RNA. RefSeq names its product axin 2 (conductin, axil) (gene axin2). NCBI's taxonomy places the organism in Eukaryota, Metazoa, Chordata, Actinopteri, Clupeiformes, Clupeidae. Gene Ontology annotation, biological process: positive regulation of proteasomal ubiquitin-dependent protein catabolic process; positive regulation of protein kinase activity; negative regulation of canonical Wnt signaling pathway. Gene Ontology annotation, molecular function: beta-catenin binding; protein kinase binding; molecular adaptor activity. Gene Ontology annotation, cellular component: plasma membrane; beta-catenin destruction complex; nucleus. The record is from RefSeq and is a predicted model, not a curated record.